AUGCUUCUGCUAGACUACCAAAAUGUGCUUAUUCAGUCGGUUCUGACGGAGCGUUUCUCAGGGUUGUACGUCAGAGCCCCUCCCGCCUCCAUUGACCAGACGGUCAGCGACUUUGAUGGCGUUACCUUCCAUAUCUCGACACCCGAGUCUAAGACCCAGAUCCUUCUUUCAAUCCAAAUACGAUGCUUCCCCGACCUUGUCAAGUAUGGAGCUGAGGAAGUUCUCCAGCGAGAGUAUGGCGACUACAUGACAUCGGUUGAGCCGGGCUUCGACUUCUCUGUUCUUGUGGAUUUGGACAACCUCCCAGAAUCAAAGGAGGAACGCAAUGAGCUAGCACUCAAAUUCGCUCUCCUGAAGCGCAACGCGAUGGCCGCGCCAUUCGAGCAAGCGUACAAGGAGCAUUACGCAUUGAAGGAGGAGGCAUCCAAGUUUACUUCCGAAGAAGCUCCUCAGGGUGUUCGAGAGGGAGGCGAAGUUAAGGCAAUUCACUACCGAGAGGAGGAGGCCAUCUAUGUUAAGGCCAGCCACGACCGAGUUACCGUCAUCUUUAGCACCGUCUUUCGCGAAGAAACCGAUCGAGUAUUUGGAAAGGUGUUCAUUCAAGAAUUCGUCGACGCUCGAAGGAGAGCGAUUCAAAAUGCCCCCCAGGUCUUGUUCAGGAACGACGCCCCCCUCGAGCUACAGGGUGUCCCGGGGGUCCAAGACACUGGAUCUGGAGAUAUCGGUUAUGUGACUUUCGUCCUCUUCCCUCGGCACCUAACUCCUCAGCGCAUGACUGAAGUCAUCUCUCACAUUCAGACCUUCCGUGACUACUUCCAUUACCAUAUUAAGGCUUCAAAAGCCUAUAUUCACUCGCGUAUGCGAAAGCGAACUGCUGACUUCCUCCAAGUGCUGCGCCGUGCUCGGCCCGAGAACGAGGAGAAGGAGAGAAAGACUGCCAGCGGCAGAACUUUCAAGAUAGGGCGCAAAGACGGCCCUGGGGUCGCCACGACAAUGAUAUGGCCGUUCGGAUCGCGGGACGCCGACAAGGAGAAGGAACAGAAACUUAAAGAAGAGGCGAAACGGCAGCAUGUGUCAUGGAUCGACUCGAUAAACCGCAUUCGAUCAGCACCUUUUGAUGCGGCUAGAGAAUGGGCGCCCGUUGUACUGUUCCCGCUCGCAGGCAUGGCAGCUCUACAAAUCUACGCAAAUUAUCUUCGCCGAAUACCCGGAUCAGCAUAUGUGCGCCCGAAUUUCUUUCGUAACCGAAGCAUCUUUGGCCGAGUUACCAGCGUUGGCGAUGGUGAUAACUUCCACCUCUUCCACACACCCGGCGGUCGACUUUUGGGUUGGGGCUGGUUGAGAAAAGUCCCCGAAGCUCGCAAAGAGUUGAAAGACCGAACAGCAUGUUUCCGAUCCAAGAUUUCGAUUCGUAUUGCUGGCGUUGAUGCCCCAGAAUGUGCCCACUUCGGACGGCCAGCGCAACCGUUCUCGGCCGAAGCUCUCGCCUGGCUACGAAACUACAUCAACAAACACAACGUCCGCGCAUACGUCUACAGGCGAGACCAGUACGAUCGAAUCGUCGCAACUGUGUAUACGCGGCGGUGGCUGUUUCGCAAGGACGUGGGUCUCGAGAUGAUAAAGGCCGGCAUGGCAACGACGUACGAAGCUAAGCAAGGGGCUGAGUUUGGUGGACGGCAAAAGAUCUACGAAAAGGCUGAGGCGAAGGCGAAGCAGAAACGAAAGGGGAUGUGGUCUGGCAAGUCUAAGGAUUUCGAGAGCCCAAGAGCUUACAAGACGAAAUGGGCUGGCUUUGACCAAGAAAAAACCGGCACUUGA
Messenger RNA from Fusarium redolens, 1818 nucleotides. RefSeq names its product Arp2/3 complex, 34 kd subunit p34-Arc-domain-containing protein. Gene Ontology annotation, molecular function: actin filament binding; structural constituent of cytoskeleton. The record is from RefSeq and is a predicted model, not a curated record. The transcript has 8 exons. NCBI's taxonomy places the organism in Eukaryota, Fungi, Ascomycota, Sordariomycetes, Hypocreales, Nectriaceae. The coding region runs from base 1 to 1818 and encodes 605 amino acids. Gene Ontology annotation, cellular component: actin cytoskeleton; Arp2/3 protein complex. Gene Ontology annotation, biological process: Arp2/3 complex-mediated actin nucleation; actin filament polymerization.